AUGUGGUGCAUAAGAAACAGGAAUUUUUGGGAACUAAACCCCGCUACUUCUGGAAGUUGGAUUUGGAGGAGCUUAUGUAAGCUAAGAAUGUGUGCUAGGCCUUUUUUGGUCUGUGAUAUUGGGUCCGGAAUUACCGCGAGCUUCUGGCACGAUAACUGGACUGAUUAUGGGCCUUUAAUCGAUCUGGUUGGGCCUCUUGGUCCUCGUGUUACUGGACUGCCUACGAAUGCUGUGGUGCGGGAUGCACUGAGGGGUCGCAGCUGGUGGAUCUCUUCUUCCAGAAGCAGGAAUCCAGUAAUUACUCUCUUACGGAAUUUGUUACUUUCUCCUGAGAAUAUGGUUGAUUGUGAGCAGGACGACACUUAUUUGUGGAAACCUGAUCAAAACGCACCGUCUAACCGGUUCUCCACGGCAAAAACUUGGUUAGCUCUUAACCCGAUUGGCCCAAUCAUUCCUUGGCACAAAUCUGUCUGGUUUAAGGAUCGGAUCCCGAAACACGCUUUCAUUUGCUGGGUGGUGGCAUGGAAUCGUCUUCCCACUCGGGAUAGGCUCCGCAGCUGGAACAUGGCUGUCCCUUCUGCCUGCGUUUUGUGCUCCUCACAUGAUGAAUCUCGCGACCAUCUCUUUUUUAGGUGUGCGUUUAGCUCUGGAAUCUGGAGUUAUUACACACGCAAGGCGAAUUUAACUCCUCCAAGUCAAUUUAUGGACUGCCUAAUUUGGCUUCAGACUGCUUCUCGCGAUAGGAAUGUCUCUUACAUUCUUAAACUCCUAUUUCAGGCCUCCAUUUAUGCUAUUUGGAGGGAGCGAAAUUCUCGCAUACAUUCGGAUUCAAAUCGAUCCUCUCAGUCCAUCAUCAAGGAAAUCAACCUCACGAUUCGAGCCAGGCUCGAUCCUUUGUCUAGGGCUCGACGUCCCUCCUCUUCUUUAGGGUCUCUCCUUUCCUCCUGGUUUGGUGUGUUUCAAACCAGGGGUGCUUCGCUUUAACUUGUUUGUUUGUUGUUGUCGUGCAGGUUGUCUGCAGUUUGUGUUUUUAUUUUGGGCCAUGUGGCUUUGUUGGGCUUAGGCCUUGUAAUGUUUAUUUAAUGGAAAUUUAAAAUUAAAAAAAAAAAAAAAAAA
This is a messenger RNA of Arabidopsis lyrata subsp. lyrata, 1116 nucleotides long. RefSeq lists its product as uncharacterized. Lineage: Eukaryota; Viridiplantae; Streptophyta; Magnoliopsida; Brassicales; Brassicaceae. The coding region runs from base 1 to 984 and encodes 327 amino acids. The transcript has a single exon. The record is from RefSeq and is a predicted model, not a curated record.